Populus trichocarpa (black cottonwood) is the source of this 1116-nucleotide messenger RNA. RefSeq names its product GRF1-interacting factor 3. Gene Ontology annotation, biological process: cell population proliferation; positive regulation of transcription by RNA polymerase II; leaf development. The coding region runs from base 171 to 797 and encodes 208 amino acids. The transcript has 5 exons. Gene Ontology annotation, molecular function: transcription coactivator activity. NCBI's taxonomy places the organism in Eukaryota, Viridiplantae, Streptophyta, Magnoliopsida, Malpighiales, Salicaceae. The record is from RefSeq and is a predicted model, not a curated record. Gene Ontology annotation, cellular component: nucleus.
AAAACGGAUCAAAUCGUGUUUGGUAAAAAAAAAAAAAAAGGCAGACUAUUAUUUCUGCCUGCUCUGUCUUCAAUUCCAGAAACAUUGUGGAUCCACCCCCUCUCUUCAAAAUAUACUCUCUCGCCAUCUCACAGGGUUAGGGCUUGAGCAAGCAAAGUAAAUUAAACAAGAUGCAGCAGCCACCGCAAAUGAUUCCUGUCAUUUCUCCAUUUCCACCAACAAACAUCACCACUGAGCAGAUCCAAAAGUACCUUGACGAAAACAAAAAGUUGAUUUUGGCUAUAUUGGACAACCAAAACCUUGGAAAACUUGCUGAAUGUGCCCAGUAUCAAGCCCAGCUGCAGAAGAAUUUGAUGUAUUUGGCUGCAAUUGCUGAUGCCCAACCACAGGCACCAGCAAUGCCUCCCCAGAUGGCCCCGCAUCCUGCAAUGCAACAAGGGGCAUAUUACAUGCAACAUCCUCAGGCAGCAGCAAUGGCUCAGCAGCCAGGUGUUUUCCCCCAAAAGAUGCUAUUACAAUUCAAUGCUGGACAUCAAAUGCAGGAUCCUCAGCAGUUACACCAACAAGCCAUGCAAGGGCAAAUAGGAAUUAGACCUAUAGGGGCUAACAAUGGCAUGCAUCCCAUGCACGCUGAGAUUGCUCUUGGAAGCAGUGGCCCUUCAGCAAGUGCUGGCACAAAUGAUGUACGUGGGGGAAGCAAACAGGAUGCCUCUGAGGCUGGCACAACCGGUGCUGAUGGCCUAGGGGGCUCUGCUGCUGGGCAUAAUGGUGCUGACGGUUCCGAGGAUGCAAAAUGAUGUGGCUUCUUGAGGGACUCUGUGUUUAAUCCCUUUCGUUGUUGAUAGUAGGCACCCCUUAUUGCAGAACUGGUGUUGUUCUGAUGAUCUAUGUUAGGUUGAGCAAAGAGUUGACUUUAUAUGUUUCACAUUAGUGUUGAAAAGUUAGGUAGGUAAGUCAUAAGGUCUUAGUAUGCCAACGAAUCAAAAUCAAACCAGGUGUGAGACAGAGGACGUUGUAGCUUGUGUUCUCUAGCUGUAUGUCUGUUUUUGUAACAACUUGAAGAUGAUGCUUGGUAUUGUAGAAUUUUGGUCUCAAGAAGUCGUCCUUUUUGUGUUA